Molecule: messenger RNA, 3435 nt
Organism: Chelmon rostratus (copperband butterflyfish)
Lineage: Eukaryota; Metazoa; Chordata; Actinopteri; Chaetodontiformes; Chaetodontidae
Product: kinesin-like protein KIF2A
Exons: 21
Coding region: 1-2208 (735 amino acids)
Biological process (GO): microtubule-based movement
Molecular function (GO): microtubule motor activity; microtubule binding; ATP binding
Source: RefSeq, a predicted model, not a curated record
AUGGCCGGGAUUUUCGGGAAGAUCUUCGUGGGCAUUUACGUUGAGAUAAAACGGAGCGACGGACGGAUACACCAGGCGAUGGUCACAUCACUGCAUGAGGACAACGAGAGUGUGACAGUGGAGUGGAUCGAGAAUGGAGACACCAAAGGGAAAGAGAUCGACCUGGAGAGCGUCUUUGCUCUGAAUCCAGAUGUUGCUCCUGACGAGGAGAUACCACAGAGUCCUGAGGCUCCUCUUCCUCCCUCCAACGUUGCCAAAACCAGCAAACUCCCCAAGACCAGACGGAUUACAGCAAUACCUAAGUCUGAGAGUGCUCCACGGGAGAAUAGAGCUGCAGCAGUGGGAACCACCCGGGCCCGUCCCAGCCAGCACAGCCAACACAGCCAGCCUGCAGAGCCGCCUCCACCGGCCAUCGCUCCCCAGACUGCACUCAGCCAGUCCCUGCUACAGCAGCAGAACGCACGGAGGAAGUCCAACUGUGUGAAGGAAGUCGAGAAACUGCAGGAGAAGCGAGAGAAGAGGCGACUUCAGCAACAAGAGCUCAGAGAGAAGAGGGCGCAAGAGGUGGAUGUCAAUUUACCGAACUAUGAAAUCAUGUGUAUGAUCAGAGACUUCAGAGCCAGUCUGGACUACAGGCCUUUAACCAGUAAUGAUCUGAUCGAGGAGCACAGAAUAUGUGUGUGUGUGCGUGCACGUCCCCUCAAUAAAAAAGAGCUGUCCGUGAAGGAUUUGGAUGUGAUCACCAUUCCCAGUAAGGACGUGGUAAUGGUCCACGAGCCCAAGCAGAAGGUCGACCUGACCCGCUACCUGGAGAACCAGACUUUCCGAUUUGACUACGCCUUUGAUGAGAACUCCACCAAUGAAAUGGUUUACAGGUUCACCGCUCAGCCGCUGGUUGAGACCAUUUUCGAGAGGGGGAUGGCGACCUGCUUUGCAUACGGACAAACUGGAAGUGGAAAAACACAUACGAUGGGAGGGGACUUUUCAGGAAAGAACCAGGACUGCUCUAAAGGGAUCUAUGCACUCUCUGCCAGAGAUGUCUUUCUCAUGAUUAAGAAGCCUAAUUACAAGAAGUUGGAUCUUCAAAUCUUUGCCACAUUUUUUGAGAUUUACAGCGGAAAGGUGUUUGACCUGCUAAACCGCAAAGCCAAGUUACGGGUCCUGGAGGACGGGAAGCAGCAGGUGCAGGUGGUGGGGCUGCAGGAGAGGGAGGUGAAAUGCACAGAGGACGUCCUCAAACUCAUCGAAGUGGGAAACAGCUGCAGGACUUCUGGUCAGACCUCAGCGAACGCUCACUCCUCUCGGAGCCACGCCGUGUUCCAGAUCAUUCUGCGCCGACGGGGGAAGAUGCACGGGAAGUUCUCCCUCAUUGACCUGGCGGGAAAUGAGAGGGGGGCGGACACAUCCAGCGCUGACCGCCAGACUCGUCUCGAAGGAGCUGAGAUCAACAAGAGCCUGCUGGCACUAAAGGAGUGUAUUCGAGCUCUGGGCAGAAACAAACCUCACACUCCGUUCAGAGCCAGCAAGCUAACCCAAGUGCUGAGGGACUCCUUCAUCGGAGAAAACUCCAGAACAUGCAUGAUUGCGACCAUCUCUCCUGGAAUGGCGUCCUGUGAAAACACCUUAAACACGCUGAGAUAUGCUAACAGAGUAAAGGAGUUUGGAAUAAGUCCCUCAGACAUUCCCUUCUCCCAGAGCGGGGGCGGAGGGGGUCGCUCUGAGCUCUCCCCUACCUAUGAGGUGAAGGAACUCACUGUGGACCCAGCAGCAGCGAUGGACAGCCAUCAGGGAGGACACGUCACUCAGCUGGAGGUGCUGGAGGCUCAGUGGGGAGUUGGGAGCUCACCGCAGAGGGACGACCUGAAGCUGCUCUGUGAACAGAACGAGGAAGAAGUUUCCCCGCAGCUCUUCACUUUCCACGAAGCCGUCUCUCAGCUGGUGGAGAUGGAGGAGCAGGUUCUGGAGGACCACCGGGCGGUGUUCCAGGAGUCGAUCCGCUGGCUGGAAGACGAGAAGGUGCUUUUGGAAAUGACGGAGGAGGUCGACUACGACGUCGAGUCAUUCGCAACCCAGCUGGAACAAAUCCUGGACCAGAAGAUCGACAUCCUCACCGAGCUGAGAGAUAAAGUCAAGUCUUUCCGCUCUGCACUCCAGGAAGAGGAGCAAGCUAGCCAACAGAUAACCCCCAAGAGGCCUCGUGCACUAUAGACAUGUAUAAAAUAUGAUAAUAUUCACUUGAUUCAGAAGGGUGAAGUCCUGCCAGUGAGAAAGUGACUGCUGAUGAAAGAGCUGAUGUAGCUCAGCUUUGAUUUUUAUGACUUACUGUCUCUCUCACCUCAGUCACACCUGGUGUUAAAAUGCGAACUGUAGACCAACGCGCUGUCAGGGUGUCGAGAUUAGAGCUGCCCAACCACAUCUGGAAGUCGUCCGGCUCGCGUUGUGUUCGGAUCUUAAGUUUAAACGCAGAUUCUGAAAGAGACAGGCCUCUAAUUACUGAUUAGACGUCUAUUAUGUGCCAUGAAAGCAGAACUUUGUGAAAACCCAAAACAAUACGGGUUGAAAUGAAGAAAUAACAGUGUGUGCUGCAGCUGAUCUGCUACACAUGACAUAAGCACAGUGUAGCAACACUGUGCACAGAACAAACUGACAGUCAUUUUUAUACAAAGGAAGGAAUAGAUUAUUCAUAGAUUACAUUCGCCGAAUUUACAAGAGGGGACGAAUUAUUAAGAAUUUAUCGUAGACAACGUUGCACAAAGUUUAGAAAGUUUCCCUGAACUCAACAACGCACAAAUUUUUUUUUUAAGGGAGUCUGGGGAUGAUUUGCCACCACCUCAGAUUAUUCACGCGCAGGGUUUGCUCUGGAGGACAGAGACCUGAUCUCAACGAGAAUGUGUCCAACAUACCCGAUCUGAACACAAUCCGGAUGAGGAGUUCGGAUACAGAACCAUUUUAAUACCAGGUGUAAAUAUGGUGUCUGUGCGUUUGGUCUCUCUUCAACCUCUUUGCUGUACAGGCUGCCAUCGCUUCCCAUCAUGCAUCCGUCCACCUGUAAAACCAAAGAGCAGAACUGUCUUUGCUCUUCCAUCCUCCUGUGAAGUGUAUUUAGAAGGUUUUGUAAGUGUGAUAAGUCACAAGUGCUUCGUUUUAAACAAAAAAGGUGAAUAAUUUAUUUGUUUUAAAUACAUUUUUAUAAGGUCAAUCAUGGCUUAUCCUCACUUUGGCCAAUUUUAUAAACAACUUUUGCCAUUUUGUGCAAUAUUUGGAGGAUUUUCUUCCUGUUCUUCCCCUUGUUUCAGCUCAGGGGUGAACGGGACAUGUCGAGUUUGUGUGUAAAAUGAGCCAACGUGUGUUUGUGUUGAUACUGUGUGUAAUAUAUGUUUGACUGAGAGGAAGCUUAAAAUAUAAAACUAACCUUGCAUUACAUGAAUUGGCCUA